AUGAAUAAGACAUCUCAUCAAACAACUGGUUAUCGUCCUAUUGUGCCAGCUCCACCACAACAACCAAUCAUUAUCACAACUCCAACUACCACUAUGACUUCUAAUUCUAGACUUGCCCCAAUAUCACCUCAUCAAUCACCACAGUCAAAUCCAAUUACACAAAAUUAUCAACAACAACAUCAGCAACAUUAUCAACAACAAUAUCAUCCUCAACAUAAUCAAUAUCAAUAUCAACAACCUCCGCCACCAUUGUCACUACAACAACAAUCACCUUCGCAUCAUCCUCAUCAAUAUAAUCAACAACAGCAACAAUAUUAUCGUCAUCAACAAACAACACCACCACAAAAUCCUCAUCAACAUGGAGGAGUAACAGGGGGAGUGACUUUACCACCUUUCGAAACACCACCUGUUUCACCUUUUUCUCUUCCAAUGCAUAAUAAUGAUCAUUCAAGUAAUCAAAUAAAUUUUAAACUUCCCCCACCAAUUCUAUCUCAACUCGGCAACAACAAUAACAUUGGUUCAUCUUCAGCUUCAAAAAAUUUUACUAUAAUAAAUAUGAAUCAAUCAAGAUUCAAUCCUAUUCUACCAAAACAAUCGCCAGCUCUACAACCCUCUUCUCAACAACCAACUACUUCGGUAUUCUCAUUACCUGUUACCCCAACUACUAAUAAUACAUCAACAAAUUCAAAUCAAAAUUUAAUCAAUAAUUCUCCAAUUAUGCAAAGUGAUCAACGUGAAAUGGCUAGGAAGGCAUCACAUUCGCAAAUUGAGAGAAGACGUCGUGAACGUAUUAAUGACAAAAUCAUGCAAUUAAGAGAAUUAAUACCUGGUUGUUCGGAACAAGAAAAUAUGCAUAAACUUAGCGUGUUACAAAAUGCUAUCGAGUAUAUCGAAAGUAUUAAAAAAUCAAAAUUUAAUCGUUACGAAAUCCCUAUACCAAAAAGUUUUCUUUCUGCCGGUAACACCACCACUGCUACUACUAAUUCUAAUGUAAUUAGUAGUUCCACAAUUAAUUCCUAUGAAGAUUGUGAAGAAUACAAACAUAAACGAAUAAAUAAAGGAGUUGAAGAUGCUUCACUAAAAGAACAACAAGUUGAGGGUGAAGAAGAUAAAGAAAAAGUAAAAGGAGGAGUAAAAGAUGAAGAGAAAAAGGGAGGUUAUGAUUUAGAUGGUCAAAAACUUGAAAAAAAAAAAGAUCAAGACGAUCAAGAAGAUGAUCAAGAUGGCCUAGAGAAUAAUCAAGAAGAUUCAUUAUCAUCGACAAAUGUAAGAAGAGGAGGAAUGACUGUUCAACAUUUAUUAUGUUAA
Entrophospora candida is the source of this 1308-nucleotide messenger RNA. NCBI's taxonomy places the organism in Eukaryota, Fungi, Glomeromycota, Glomeromycetes, Entrophosporales, Entrophosporaceae. The record is from the annotation of a GenBank genome assembly.